Diplodia corticola is the source of this 1542-nucleotide messenger RNA. Its product is annotated as cytochrome p450. Gene Ontology annotation, molecular function: heme binding; monooxygenase activity; iron ion binding. The coding region runs from base 1 to 1542 and encodes 513 amino acids. NCBI's taxonomy places the organism in Eukaryota, Fungi, Ascomycota, Dothideomycetes, Botryosphaeriales, Botryosphaeriaceae. The record is from RefSeq and is a predicted model, not a curated record. The transcript has 3 exons.
AUGCUUCACGACCUCAUCUCGGCGAUCCCAUCGCAAUGGGCGGGACAAGAAGACACACGCCGGAUUUCGAUUCUCAUCGCCGUGGCAUGCGUCGCUCUGACGCUGGUCCUGGCACGGUCUGGGAAGACAAAGCAGCGCCUGCUCCAAGGCGUCCACGUCGUGGGCGGCUCUGAGAAAAACAGCAUCGUCCAGAAUCGCAAACUCUUCUUCAAGAACUCAAAGACCAUGCUCAUCGAGGGCUACAAGACUUCGCCGAACGACUUUUACUACGUCCCAACCGCCCUGGGGGAGCGACUGAUGAUCCCGACCAAAUUCAUGCAAGAGCUCAAGACGGCGCCCAUGGACCAGGUUGACUUUGUGGGCACAUUCAUCGAGAUGUUCGAGGGCAAGUACACCACGCUGGGUAGCCGCUCCAGGCUGCAUGCGCGGGUAGUCAAGGCACAGCUGAACCAGAACCUCGACGGCGUCAUGGUCGGCAUCCAGGACGAGAUCAUCGAUGCCUUCAAGGAUUCCUUCCCGGCCUGCGACGACUGGACCGAGGUUCCCGUUGUCGACCGCAUCACCCAGAUAGUCGCCCGUGUCUCCAGCUGCAUGUUUGGCGGCACCACCCUCAGCCGCAACGACGAGUGGGUCCAGGCCUCGAUCAACUUCGCCCACGACAGCUUCAUCGCCGCUCAGACACUGAAGAAGUUCCCCGAGUUCUUGAAGCCGGUAGUCGCACGCUUCAUCCCCGCGCUCCGCAACAUCAAGAAAAGCUACGCCGCCGCUGAAAAGGCCGCCAUCCCGCUGCUGGAAGAGCGCUCGCGCACGGGCAAGUCCGCGCUGGACCUUCUAUACUGGAUGAGCGAGCAGGCCAAGGGGAACGAGAAGGAAAACAAGUUCCUCGCCAGCAUCCUGCUUAUCGUCAGCUUCGCCGCCAUUCACACGAGCGCUGCCGCACCUAGCCAGCUCAUCUACGACCUCUGCGAGCAUCCCGAGUACGUCGACAUUCUCCGUGAAGAGUACCGCAAAGUGAUCAGCCCGGACGGUAAGAUCGAUAAGAAGGGCUUUAUCCAGAUGCCUCUGAUGGAUAGCAUUAUGAAGGAAAGCCAGCGGUUCAAUCCGCUACUGCUGAUCACUUUCGAGCGUAUUAUUACCGUUGACUGGACCCUCUCAAACGGCGUCGUCAUUCCCGCCAAUACGACCAUUGGAGUCCCCACCAACGCCAUCUCCAUGGACCCCACCCUGUACCCGGAGCCCGAGAAGUUUGAUCCGUGGCGCUUUGCCUCGAUUCGCCAGGCCGAUCCUGCGCAGGAGGGAAAGGCGCAGUUUGUGUCCUCCAACCCCGCUAGCAUGGCCUUCGGCUAUGGCCAGCACGCCUGUCCUGGACGAUUCUUUGCCGCGCAGGAGAUCAAGGCCAUCAUGGUAUACCUACUCGAGAAUUACGACAUGAAGUUCGCACCAGGGCAGAAGAGACCGGAAAGCCUGCAGUUUGAGACACAAUACCUCCCAGACCCCACUACAAGGGUCCUUUUCAAGCGCCGUAAGCCGGCGACAGCAUAG